Molecule: messenger RNA, 856 nt
Organism: Python bivittatus (Burmese python)
Lineage: Eukaryota; Metazoa; Chordata; Lepidosauria; Squamata; Pythonidae
Gene: CCDC169
Product: coiled-coil domain containing 169
Source: RefSeq, a predicted model, not a curated record
UCUCCCUGGCGCUCUCCAAGGCAAUGAGGACGCACGGGGAUAACUGCGUGUAGGAAGCCAUGGGGGAAGGAGGCGCUUCCAGCCAAGAGCUGGACUUCGAAGGCGGGGAGCUAGAGCUGACUCAAGAGAAGCAAAUGAAAGAAAUGUUAGAACUCUCCAUAUUUGAAAUGAACAAUACAGUAGCAGAACUAGAGAAAACACUUAACAGAAUUGAUGAUGAAGACAAUGAAUGGAAAACCAGAUAUGAAACCCAAAUAGAAUUGAACAAACAGCUAGAAAGGCAGAUUGGAUUUCUCCAAGGAAAGGUGGAGCAUCUUGAUGGCAACCCAACAGACAAAUUGGCUUCUGUUCGUUCCUUUGAUCAAAUGCAUAUGGAUUCUUUACAUCAGUUUCUUAAAAAACUGGAAGAGGAGAAGAAGAGUCUCCAGAACCAACUGAAGGAGUAUGAACUUAGACUGGAACAAGAGGCAAAGGCUUACCAUAAAGCCAAUGAUGAACGCCGUGCGUACUUAGCAAUGAUUUCACAAAUAUCGGGAUCACUAAAACCAUUAGAGAGGCAGAAAAUAGAUGCAGUUGAAAUGAAGAGGGAAAACCAAGUUCUGAGGAGGUGUAAUAUUCCAAGAAAUCAAAGAAUAUUGGACCCAAAGAAGGGACCAAUUAAAAAAACAGCAGGAGUGAAGCAUCUUCCAAAACUGAAACUCUGAUUUCUUAUUCUAGAAUUUCUCCUUUUAUUAUUUAUUUCCCCACUUGCAAUCACAAUAAACACAAAAUGUUAUUCUAAGAUAGUAUUUUAAAGUAAGGUUCCUCAACCCAACCACAGGAGUUAUUGGGUAUGCUUUGCUAGCAGGAGUAUACA